AUCAACACCCAUAUGAUUUAUUCGAAUUUUCAUCUCACACAUACUAGCCUUAAACAUCAAAAUUACAAAAAGGAAUCAUAAAAACCACUAGAAAUUAAUGUGAAUGCAUCAGAUUCCUUUACAUAAAGAGUACUCCACUAAUUAAAACAUCUUCAUAUAUCUCUCCACAUUAUGUCCUAUAAAUAUCACCACCCUGGCGUGUGCCCUCCACACUUCUCCUUAUCCUUUACACAACACAAAGUUAUAAGCUUAAUUUUCUCAUUUUUUUUCCUUUCAUGGCGUCCAUAACAAAUAGCCAAGAAUUAGCCAAAAAUAAUGACAUAGAGAAACAAUCCAUGCAAGUAGAUCAAAAUCUUGAUGAGGUUGAGAUAGCCGUAGAUUACUCCAAAAGAGCACAGUGGCUUAGGGCUGCAGUUUUAGGUGCAAAUGAUGGUUUACUCUCAACUUCAUCUCUAAUGAUGGGAAUUGGGGCUGUAAAACAAGACGCAAAGGCCAUGAUCCUCACCGGAAUCGCCGGUCUCGUGGCCGGAGCUUGUAGCAUGGCCAUAGGAGAAUUUGUCUCCGUUUAUUCACAAUAUGACAUAGAAGUGUCACAAAUGAAAAGAGAAAAUAAUGCAAGUACACAUGAGUUAGAGGAAAAAAAGAAGAAGUUGCCAAGUCCAUUACAAGCUGCAGCAGCAUCUGCUUUUGCAUUUGCAAUAGGUGCAAUAGUACCUUUGUUGGCUGCUGCUUUUGUUAAAGAUUAUCAUGUGAGGUUAGGGAUUGUAGUGGCUGCUGUAAGCUUUGCACUUUUGAUGUUUGGAGGGUUAGGUGCAUACUUAGGGAAUGCACCACUAAUGAAGUCUUCAUUGAGAGUGUUGAUUGGAGGUUGGUUGGCUAUGGGAAUCACAUUUGGACUAACCAAAUUAGUUGGUGUUACUGGACUCUAUGGUUAAAUAUUAACCAUAGACUUUGAUUUGCCUUUACAUAAAUUUUUCCAUUGAAAUAUAUUAAGGUAAUGUCCCAGUACCUAGAUUUGUUGUUCCUUUUUAUUUUUUAAUAUAUUAUAACAUGUAUUUUGAGUGGGGGAGUUUUAGUUCUUCUAUGGGUCCUCGACUCCAUAUACAUGUCAAUUUGAUGCAGCAUGUAAUGAAAGAAUCCGCUUGUUAUCCUUUUAA
Nicotiana tabacum (common tobacco) is the source of this 1157-nucleotide messenger RNA. RefSeq names its product vacuolar iron transporter homolog 1. The record is from RefSeq and is a predicted model, not a curated record. Lineage: Eukaryota; Viridiplantae; Streptophyta; Magnoliopsida; Solanales; Solanaceae. Gene Ontology annotation, molecular function: manganese ion transmembrane transporter activity. Gene Ontology annotation, biological process: intracellular manganese ion homeostasis.